This is a messenger RNA of Trypanosoma grayi, 813 nucleotides long. RefSeq lists its product as hypothetical. The record is from RefSeq and is a predicted model, not a curated record. Bases 1 to 813 code for a protein of 270 amino acids. Gene Ontology annotation, molecular function: RNA binding. Lineage: Eukaryota; Euglenozoa; Kinetoplastea; Trypanosomatida; Trypanosomatidae. The transcript has a single exon.
AUGCCCAAGCUCUUUGUGUCCAAACUCCCUAAGAGUGUCCCCGCGGAUGAGGUGGAGGGUUUUCUUGAGGGUCUGUUCCCCGACGCAACACACAUUCAGUUGCUGCGCGGCUCCUAUAGUGGUUCACACAAGGGCCACGCUUACGCGCACUUUGCUAGCGAGGUAGCGGCGGCAGAUGCACUGCAUCGACUUGGGGAGACGUCACCACCAACGCUACACGGCGAGACAUUUCGGGUGAGGCGUGGUGGCCGCGUUGAGGCAACUGAUAAGAGCGUUAUAUCACCACAACCACUUCCUCCGCAGCUCGCAGAUCACUCGUACUCUCUCUGCGCAUGUGUUUCCCCGUCGCUGGCCGAUACAUUGGAUGAUGUUGUGGACCGCUGCCAACUAAGUCGAAGCGGUGGCGGCGCGGUGGCAGUGGUGUUUGCCACGGAGGAGCGUGCGACUGCUGCAGUGAUGGCGCACCGAGGACGCGUCGCUCUCUGCCUUCCUCCGCUUUUACCACAGCUGCUGUCCUCUCGCGCAGCGAAGAGGCGGAGGCGUGAGCGGGAAGAAGACGGUGCUGAUGAUAAUGAGGAAAGAGAUCCAGGGGAUGAAGAAGAUGAGGAGGUUGAGGGCGAGGGUGAGGGCGGCGAUGGCGACGGCGAUGUGGUGGUGGCGUACGAGCGCCACGGGCUUGUGCCCGUUUCGCCGGCGCAGGCACUGCUGUUGGUGCGGGAGCUGAUGGAGGGUCGCGGCCGCAUCGCUGUCAAGGACCGGAAGGGGCACGUGGCGGUGUUGAAUCUACCGGCUCACGCGACUGCGCUGGAGUGA